Molecule: messenger RNA, 1092 nt
Organism: Bathycoccus prasinos
Lineage: Eukaryota; Viridiplantae; Chlorophyta; Mamiellophyceae; Mamiellales; Bathycoccaceae
Product: 30S ribosomal protein S5
Exons: 1
Coding region: 1-1092 (363 amino acids)
Biological process (GO): translation
Cellular component (GO): ribosome
Molecular function (GO): structural constituent of ribosome; RNA binding
Source: RefSeq, a predicted model, not a curated record
AUGAGCGGCAACGGGGUAGGAUUCGCGCGCGCGAGGAAGAGGGACGUUUUUAGGGAGAAUGUGCGAUCGAUGCACGGGACGAAUUACGCGCGAAAGAACGACGGAUAUAUCGACUGGAGGACGGGGACCGCGUGGGAUUCAUCGAGACGAAAAAGUGAAAAGGAUGUCGUUACUGUUGUAGAUGAUGAUGACGGUAUGAGUGUGACGAGCAAAAGUGUGAAAUCGACGCCUCCGCCGAGGGUGAUUUCAGUGCGAGAUUUCUCGAGCGAGAUGUGGACGAACGCGAGAGGUUCAGGAGGUAAAGGAGGUAAAGAUACCAGCAGCGACGACGACGAAGAAGAAGAUCCACAAUCGACGAUCGAUGACAUCGAUUCAGGGAGGAAAAUGAUGAAAGAUUGGACGCCGCGCGAAACGUUGGAGUUCAUCGAACGCGGCGCGACUGCGGAAGACCCGAGAGAUUUCAUGGACGACGAGACGAUUCGAGAGUACGAGGCGAUGAAACGGAGGAUCGACGAAGCACCGGCGAAACAGAAACGGUUUUUGUUGAAUCAGGCGUUGAAAGGGCGCGUCUUUUCGAACGUUCAAGACGAGGAGGAUCGGGAGAGAGAGGCGCUGGUGAAGUCGUUGAAACAAAAAGUCAUCGACGUGAAUAGGACGUGUAAAGUGACGAAAGGGGGCGGAUUGAUGAACUUUACCGCCAUGGUGGUCGUCGGGAACGGUCGAGGCGUCGUUGGGUUCGCGACUGGUAAAGCCAACGAGGUUGGCCCGGCGAUUGAAAAAGCGACCAAGAAAGCGGCGAGGAGUCUGACCUUUGUCGAACGGUUUGAAAAUCACACGAUUUUUCACGAAUUGCACGGAAAAUGCGGUAAAACGAGAGUGAAGAUGAUGCCGAGUAACUCAGGGAGUGGGAGACGGUGUAACGAUAUCAUCGACGCUAUUUGUGAGUUAGCUGGAAUUAGAGAUUUGAAGGCGAAAGUGCACGGGAGUCAUCACCCGCACAACACCGUUCGAGCGGUGUUCGAGGCGUUGGCGAGCAUGCAAAGUCCCGGGUCAGUCGCCGCGAGAAGAGGCAUGAAGGUGUUCCAGGUUUAA